UUCAGAGGCAAAGAACAUUCUGUAAUCUGGUCAUGAGGAACGAACACAAACCAAGUUUCAGUUGGCUUCCUUCUCUAAAGCAAAGAAGAUCAGGUAUGAAAAGAUUUUGCAGUUUGCUUGAUUAUAAGGAAACGAAUACUAGCCGAGAAAUCGAGGAAAGUAGCAGUUUCUUACUUGAUUUCAAAUGCAAAGAAUUUUGGGCGGCUACAUAACGAUGCAUUUUGAAGACGAAAAAAAGAAGAAAUCUAGAAUCAAUCGGACAAAAUUGAACCCUGAUAAUGGCCGGAUUUCUUGACAGUAUGGCCGGGAAUCUGCUCGGAAGGAUCAUUGGAGCCGCUGGCCGACCAGAGUUUUGUCAUAUACGAAGCGAACUAAGAAACCUCGAAACGACUGUGUCGAAUCUCAAGUCCGGACUCCGAGACGCCGAGGAGAAGCAGGCAAGCGAUGCGGAACUCUAUGAUCUGCUUAAACAACUCAAACAUGCAUUUUCAAUGGCCGACGAUCUUCUUGAGGUAUUGGAAUGCGAUUAUUUGAAGUGGAGAGUGCAGAACAGAAAGAAUGACGUUGACAAAAAAGGAUGCCAGUUCUUUUCUUGUUUCUCGUCCAAUUUCCUCGUUUCUGCAACUAAAACUGCCGCUGAAAUCAACGAAAUCACAAAGACUUUAGAUACGAUUGAGGAAACCUUGUCUGAAUUCUCUCUGGUUGAAGAUGAAAAUGAACAUAUCAAACGUCUGAAGAGUGAAAUGAGUCUGCGGUCCUCCAUUACUGGUUCGCAAGUUUUCUCAAGGCUUCUGCAUUUGAAAAAAGAGGCGAUUCUCUCUGAUAAUUUCGACUACAUUGUUGGUAGAGAUGAAGCAAAACAGAGUAUCAUUGAUGAACUACUGAAGGAUGAAGAUGAUGAACAAAAAUCUCGGCGUAUUCUUUCAAUCCAUGGAGAUGGAGGGAUGGGAAAGACGGCUCUGGCCAAGUUAGUCUACAAUGACAACGAAGUGUUUGAUCAUUUUGACAAGAGAAUGUGGAUAUGGGUUUCUGAAGAUUUUGAUGUUCGGAGAAUCAGAAGGGAGGUUCUCAGUUCAGCAACCGGAGAAAAGGUUAGUGAUGUCCUAAGCGACUGCCGUUUACUAAUCCGGCUCAAACGGAACUUUAUCGGCAGGAAAUUCUUGCUUGUUUUGGAUGAUUUUGGGGAUUUGGAUUCCGGUAGAGUAUCAGAACUGGAAAAAUUAGUGGAGAUGGGCGCUAAUGGCAGCAAGAUCAUGAUCACCACUCGCAGUGAGCAAACUGUACAGGAUUCUGCAACAUACAAGGUUGAAAAACUCGACGAGGAGAAAUCCAUGGUUUUAUUUGAACAGACAUUUGGAAGAAAAAUCCUUACUGGAAAUAUGACCAGAAUUCACAGUGAACUCAAGAAAGAACUUGUGCCAAAAUGUGGAGGAGUUCCUUUAGCAAUCAAAUCCUUGGCGGGACUGCUUUCAUUGGAAGCGAGUUAUGGUGUCGAAUGGUUGGAUGUCACGGCCUUCAGUGAGAAAUGGAAACAGGAAGAGGUGAAGGAGGGUGGUUGCGUUCUACAUGCACUGAAACUGAGUUAUGAUCUAAUGCCAUCUUACUUAAAGCCUUGUUUUCUUUGUUUUUCGUUGUUGCCAAAAGAUUAUGUGUUCUACUCAUUUGAGAUAAUCCAGUUAUGGAUGGCGCAAGGAAUCCUUCAUUCAGAUAGCAAAGAUCCUGAGGUUGUUGGGGAGCAAUACUUCAAUGAAUUGUGGUCUCGUGGUUUACUCGAAGACGUUGAGGAGCACGCUCUUGGAUAUUGGUUCAAAAUCCAUAGCCUUGUUCAUGAUCUUGCAGUCCAACAGGCUAGUAAGGAACAACAGAACCUGGAAAGUUUGCAUCAGCUGUCAUUUGUCAACUGCAACAACAAGGAUUUGCCCCGGCCGACAUGUGAUAAAAUUUGUGUUCUUUCCAUUCCAGUGGGAGGAGGUGUGGAGCCAAAGAUCAAUGGAGUUCCUCUUUUCAAAUGCCUCACCAAUUUCAGGCAGCUAAGGGUCUUGUACUUAUGCAACUCUUCUUUGGAAGAAAUUCCAACCUCCAUCGACGCGCUGAAACAUUUGAGGUAUUUAGAUUUGCGAGGGAGCCGACGACUCAAGAGGUUGCCAGAGUCUAUUUGCAAGCUACAGAGCCUGCAGACCCUGAUACUUGCAUUCUGCUCAGAGCUUGAAGAGCUUCCCAAAGACAUAGGGAACUUGAUCAGCCUCAGAUUCUUAUGGAUACAGACAAAGCAAGCCAGCUUGGGAAAAGAUGGCAUAGGAAGCUUAACAUCGCUUCGUUUUCUCGCCAUCGGAGGGAGCAAAAGCUUGACUCGCUUGUUUGAUGAUAUUGACAGACUCAAUUCCCUUCAAACACUAAUCAUUUAUGAUUGCAAAUCGCUGCUAACAUUGCCAAAAGGCUUGGAAAGCUUGAGUACGUUGUGUAAUAUGGCACUAUGGGGGUGUGAGCAGCUGAAAUGGACAAUCUCACUGGAAUUGCUUCGUUUGAAGAAACUGAUACUCAGAGGACUUCCAUCAUUCGCCAUUUUUCCGACGUGGUUAAACAGGUUUGAUGCAGAUUUAGAAGUGCUAGAAGUUGGAGAGUUUCCCACGCUAAGAGUAUUGCCUUCCUGGCUUCCAAAUUUAUGGGAACUUCGAAUUCUUGGGAUCUCCAACUGCCCUAGAUUGGAGGGUCGUAUGCCUCUUUAUAUGGAUAAUUGUGAUAAGAUGGAGGAAUUGAGGAUCACAUUUUGUGGGAUGUUUAGCAAAAACGUUAUGAAUGAAAGCAAUCACGAAGAGUGGGGUAUCUCUCACGUCUCUACUAUUUAUGUCGACACCAGACGAACCAAUCCACGAGUAACAUCAAUAGAUGAACACGAGGCAGCAGGUGGAGCUGAAGUAAAGCAUGGAGUAGACAAUGAUGAGCAGGAGAGUGAUGCUCAACAUGUUGGAUUCAACAAUGAUGCUGGAGUUAGACCAAAACAAGAUGGUAUUGGUAGUGACAUUCAUGAAUCAAUUGGUACCCGACAGGUUAACGGAGCAGCUGAGGACGGUCGUGUUGGGGCUGGACAAACUGGACAAGGAGAACACAACCGAACUACGAACGAUGAUCAUCUUGAAGCUAACAUUGGUAGUGACAUUGGGACUGGACGACCUUUAAAUCCAGAACAUGAUAAGGCUAACAAUGAUAGUCAUGUUGGUACUGGACAAACUGUUGGAGAGAAAGUAGAUGAAGUUGGCGACGAUAGGCUAGUCGGAACCGAACAAACUUUGGGUGAUCCUAACGUCGGGACUAGACACAUCGUAAGAGCAAAACAAGAUGUAAUUACUGAUGAGAGUCAUGCUGGGGCUAAACUUGGUGGAGCAAAUGAGAAUGGCGAUGCUGAGGUGGACCGUGCGGGAUCCGAACAAACUAUGGUCAUUACAGUUGAGGGGUUCUGAGGAUGUGUUGCCAUGUAAUAUUUGUAUAUAAAUACUCCUCCACCCUACCUGAGUUUUUCAUUCUAAAAAAUACAAAGCAUGGAGUGCAAAAGUAUUAUACAUAAUAUCUUGUAAUUUUUUUUCGAUUGAUGCGAAUAAAGAGUGUGAGUGUU
Cucurbita maxima (winter squash) is the source of this 3610-nucleotide messenger RNA. Its product is annotated as putative disease resistance protein RGA1. Bases 279 to 3458 code for a protein of 1059 amino acids. The record is from RefSeq and is a predicted model, not a curated record. NCBI's taxonomy places the organism in Eukaryota, Viridiplantae, Streptophyta, Magnoliopsida, Cucurbitales, Cucurbitaceae. Gene Ontology annotation, molecular function: ADP binding; protein binding. The transcript has 2 exons. Gene Ontology annotation, biological process: defense response to other organism.